AACGGAAAGCUACGUCCAAUGUGAGGGCGACCACAUCGAGAAAGUCGUAUAAUGGAGAAUAACUCCAAAGUAAUAAAAAGAAAUUCUAUCACUUCACAGUUCCCAGUUUCACACUAGCCAAAGAUGAUAAAACCAGCAGGCUCCUCCUCCAACCCCUCCUGCCCUCCAAACCCUAUUUUCCUGUCUUGAUCUUAAUUUUUUACAUCUCCUCAUUCUCUCUCUCUCUCUCUCUACUCUUUCAGUAGUGAUCUACAGAUCUCUCUCUAGCUGUCUCCGGCUCUCUGACCAUGUUCAUGAUCGACCACUUCCUCUUCUCAACACUUUGAUCCAUGAUUAUAUUCUCUCUCAUCAACAACUGAGAUUAAUAUCAUGUUCGUACUAGUUAUAUUCAGGUGCUUCAUGAGCUAAGCGGCACAGGCUCACAGCAACUAUUGUAGACAAGCAUUGAGGAUUUCUGGGGCUGAUCAGACUAUUUAAGAUCUUAAAAUUUGAUAAAUAAGGUGGAUCGGACGCAUGGAAAAACUCCUCUUCCUUCCGAUGCUGCAGCAGCAUCAUCGGAGGAGAAAGAGAAAUAUUACAACCACAUCUUCCCAAUCUACGCCUCCACUCCUUCUGAUCAAGACAUGUCUGCCAUGGUUUCUCUGGUGCAAGAAGGACACUCUCACAACCCACCAGUACCACACUCUGAGUCUAUGAACGAUCAAGAUCUGCACCGGAUCCCAUCAUGGAAUAAUACGAUGAGGAGGAAGAACUAUAGAGGAGUAAGGCAAAGGCCAUGGGGUAGUUGGGCAGCGGAGAUACGUGAUCCAAAGAAGGCAGCUCGAGUGUGGCUAGGGACAUUUGAUACGGCCGAGGAUGCAGCCAUGGCUUACGAUGAAGCGGCUUUUAGGUUCAAAGGGACUAAAGCUAAGCUUAAUUUCCCUGAACGAGUUCAAUCUUCUCAUCACGUAGCCGAUUCCAAUUCCAAUACACUUCCUCAUUUGUCCCAGAAUACAUACCCAGACCUCUUUAGAUAUGCCCAGAUACUAUGCAGUAGGGAUGAUCAGGAUCUGCAAUAUAUCGCAACUGCUGGUGACUCUGGUUUGUAUAGUCCAGGAUCCUUUGGGUCGAACUCGUCAUCCACGACUUCAAUGGCACCUCAACAACAACAACAACGACAACAAGAGCUUCUGAGGCUUUCAUCACUGGUCGGAAGCUCUUCUUCUAGCUCUGAACUUGCUUUACAUGGGAGGGACACUGAAACCAGCCCCUCAAAAGAUUAGGGUUUACUUUUCUUUCUUUUCCUUCUUUUUUUUUUUUUUUACUCAUCGGUUAUCACGUUGGUUAUGUUAAUAUAAGAUAUUAAGAUAUAUCUGUUUUC
This is a messenger RNA of Macadamia integrifolia, 1360 nucleotides long. RefSeq names its product ethylene-responsive transcription factor ERF113-like. The coding region runs from base 624 to 1262 and encodes 212 amino acids. The transcript has 3 exons. The record is from RefSeq and is a predicted model, not a curated record. Lineage: Eukaryota; Viridiplantae; Streptophyta; Magnoliopsida; Proteales; Proteaceae. Gene Ontology annotation, molecular function: DNA-binding transcription factor activity; DNA binding. Gene Ontology annotation, biological process: ethylene-activated signaling pathway; regulation of DNA-templated transcription.